AUGAAAGUUUUAAUUGGAACAUUUGUAUUUUUGGUUGCGGUCAAUAGUGAUCAAGCAUGUGUGAUUAAUGGUAAAAUGUAUGAAAAUGGUGAUACCUGGAUUGAGAAUAAUUUUGAAUUAAAAUGUGAUAAGAGAAAUGAUGGAUCAUGGCAUACAAGAAUUACUGCAUGCUUAGCGCCAGGUGGUUUUCGAUUACUUGUAGGAACCGAAUUUAUAGAAGCUGGACAGAAAUAUACAUGCAUGGAAAAAUUCGAUGGAACAGUGGAAUUUGCUUAUAGGCCUGUCUAA
Messenger RNA from Acanthocheilonema viteae, 288 nucleotides. The record is from the annotation of a GenBank genome assembly. NCBI's taxonomy places the organism in Eukaryota, Metazoa, Nematoda, Chromadorea, Rhabditida, Onchocercidae.